ACGCAGGCUCGGUUCCCCCUCGCCGUGGGCUGGGCUCUGUCCGUGGUGCUGAAUCGGCGGCGUCACAUGACAUCCAGCUCACGGGCUCCGGAGACCCAGGACCCGCCGCCACCGCUGCCAAUUACCGGGUCAGGGGGAGGAGCCAGCCUGCGGAGGGUUUCGGGCUGCACCGGGGGAGGAGUGGGAUUAUUGUACCCGGCUGUACGGGGAGUACCGGACAAGGGGGGAAGAGCGGGGGCACCGUGCGUGGGGCGGGGCUCCGAGCCCAGGCCACAAGAUGCAGCGGCUCCGGUUGAACGAGGCUCACGCCGUGCACCUGGGGCAGCUGGCCCGGAAGGACGGGACCCGGAGAGGCGUCCUUAGCAAGCGCAGCUCGGACAACAGCCGCUGGCAGAGCCGGAGCUUCUCCCUGCUGCACAACCUGCUCUUCUGCUUCGAGAGCGAGUCCAGCGGCCGCCCGUGUGCGCUCUACCUGCUGGAGGGAUGCAGCUGCGAGCGAGGAGCCAAGGGGGGCCCGGACAGACAGCAUUGUUUUAUCAUCAACUUUAACCAUGAGAAUCAGAAGCCUCUGGAGCUGCGCACUGAGGAUUCUAAGGACUGUGAAGAGUGGGUAUCGGCUAUAUCUCGAGCCAGCUACAAGACCCUGGUGACCGAGCAUGAGGCCCUUAUGCAGAAGUAUCUGCAUUUGCUGCAGAUUGUGGAAACCGAGAAGAAGGUUGCAAAACAGCUGAGACACCAGAUAGAGGAUGGAGAGGUAGAGGUCGAGCGUCUGAAAUCUGAGAUUGCGUCAUUACUGAAGGAUAAUGAGCGCAUUCAGUCCACACCGAGCUCAGCUUCAACUGAAGACACUGACAUAAAGAAAAUAAAGAAGGUGCAGAGUUUCUUACGUGGCUGGUUGUGCCGGCGGAAGUGGAAGAGCAUAAUCCAGGAUUACUCGAGGUCUCCGCACGCUGACAGCAUGCGGAAGAGGAACCAGGUGGUGUUUAGCAUGCUGGAAGCAGAGGCCGAGUAUGUACAGCAAUUGCAUAUUCUGGUCAACAACUUCCUACGGCCUCUGCGGAUGGCGGCCAGCUCCAAGAAGCCACCAAUCACUCAUGAUGAUGUUAGCAGCAUCUUCCUCAACAGUGAAACCAUCAUGUUUCUGCAUCAGAUCUUUUAUCAGGGUCUGAAAGCGCGAAUCUCCAGCUGGCCCACGUUGGUGUUGGCGGAUCUCUUUGACAUUCUUUUGCCAAUGCUAAACAUUUACCAAGAAUUUGUGCGGAACCAUCAGUACAGUCUGCAGAUCCUGGCUCACUGCAAACAGAACCGAGACUUUGACAAAUUACUGAAACAAUAUGAAGCCAAACCGGACUGUGAGGAGAGAACUCUGGAGACGUUCCUCACCUACCCUAUGUUCCAGAUCCCACGUUACAUCCUUACUCUGCAUGAGCUGUUGGCUCACACACCCCAUGAACACGUAGAACGCAACAGCCUAGAAUUUGCCAAAUCCAAACUGGAAGAGUUGUCAAGGAUAAUGCACGACGAAGUCAGUGAGACAGAAAAUAUCCGUAAAAAUUUGGCCAUUGAAAGGAUGAUAGUUGAGGGCUGUGAAAUAUUGUUGGAUACCAGUCAGACAUUCGUGCGGCAAGGCUGCUUGAUUCAGGUGCCAAUGUCUGAGAAGAGCAGGGUGACAAGAGGGCGGCUUGGGUCCCUUUCCCUGCGGAAGGAAGGAGAGCGUCAGUGCUUCUUAUUCUCCAAACACCUACUGAUCUGUACUCGCAGCUCUGGGGGAAAACUGCACCUCACUAAGAAUGGGGUCAUAUCAUUGAUGGACUGCACCUUACUGGAAGAUCAAGAUGAUGAUGACAACAGGCCUCCCACACAGGAUGGGGAUCACUUGGACUUCAAGAUCUCAGUGGAACCCAAGGAUUCUGCUACGUUUAUUGUCAUAUUACUGGCAUCCUCCAGGCAGGAGAAAGCAGCAUGGACCAGUGACAUCAGCCAGUGUGUGGAUAACAUCCGCUGCAAUGGGCUGAUGAUGAACGCGUUUGAAGAGAACUCCAAGGUCACUGUUCCCCAGAUGAUCAAGUCGGACAGUAGUCUGUACUGCGACGACAUUGACAUUCGAUUCAGCAAGACUAUGAACUCCUGCAAGGUUCUGCAGAUUCGCUACGCAAGUGUUGAACGCUUACUGGAACGGCUCACUGAUCUGCGCUUCCUGAGCAUUGACUUUCUAAACACAUUCUUGCACUCUUACCGGGUCUUCACCACCGCGGAGAUUGUGCUUGACAAGCUUAUAGCUAUCUACAGGAAACCAGUCAGCGCUAUCCCAGCCAGGUCUUUAGAGCUACUGUUUGCAAGUAAUCAGAAUAAUAAACUCCUGUAUGGUGAGCCACCCAAAUCUCCUAGAGCUACACGCAAGUUCUCAUCUCCACCACCCCUUUCUAUCACCAAGUCGUCAUCACCUAGUCGUAGACGCAAAUUAUCUCUCAAUAUUCCUAUUAUCACCGGUGGAAAAGCCCUGGACCUGGCUGCCCUAGGAUGUUCUCCCAAUGGACAUACAAGUGCCUGCCCUGCUCCUCCCCCAUACAGCAAGACCAGUUUGGACAUCAAUAAACUUUAUGUGUCUGGAAGCUUUCCAAGCAAGGUGGGCGAGGGAGAGGAGCCACCUGCAGAGAGAGACGAGGAGCCAGUAACACCAAGGCAAAACUCUGAGGUUUCCUGCCGUGCAGAAUCGGACAAUGAACAGACACAAAGCGAUGAGGCCGAGACUGACACAUCCCCCACCCGCUCUCCGACCACCCCAAUUUCUCAACGUGGACGGAACUCUGCAGAUUUUACACUCUUUUCAUAUAAUAAUGGAAUGGUGAUGACUUCCUGUCGGGAGCACGACAGUAAUCGCAGCAACUUAUCAGCAGCCUCUGCCUUCGCAAUAGCAACGGCCGGAGCUAAUGAGGGUACUCCAACCAAGGAGACUUAUCGGCGUAUGUCUUUAGCCACAGCAGGUUUUCCUUCAGAUCAGAGGAAUGGAGACAAGGAAUUUGUGAUCAGAAGAGCAGCCACAAACCGUGUGCUGAAUGUCCUGAGACACUGGGUGUCCAAACAUGCUCAGGAUUUUGAGACAAACCUGCCGCUGAAGAACAAAGUCAUCAGCUUCCUGGAGGAGGUUAUCCACAAUCCUGAGCUGCUAGCGCAGGAAAGGAAGGCUGCUGCCAAUAUUAUUCGCACACUGACACAGGAGGACCCUGGAGAUAGUCAGGUCACUCUGGAAGAGAUUGAACACAUGGUGUUGAGCACUCCCGUGGAUCCAUUUGAGUCUCUCUCUGCUCUGGAGAUUGCAGAACAGCUGACGUUACUGGAUCAUCUGAUCUUCAAGAAGAUCCCAUAUGAGGAAUUUUUUGGUCAAGGUUGGAUGAAAGCAGACAAGAAUGAGAGAACACCAUAUAUCAUGGGCACAAGCAACCACUUCAACCACAUGAGUAACCUGAUUGCCACAGAGAUUCUGCGGAGUGAGGAGCCGGGAUUACGUGGAUGUACAAUUGAGAAGUGGGUGGCAGUGGCUGAUAUUUGUCGCUGUCUACACAAUUACAACGCUGUUCUGGAGAUUACGUCAUCACUAAAUCGCAGUGCAAUCUUUCGACUCAAGAGAACCUGGAUCAAAGUGUCCAAACAGACAAAGACUUUGAUUGACCGUCUCCAGAAGUUGGUGUCUUCAGAAGGACGAUUUAAGAACUUGAGAGAGGCCUUGAAGAACUGUGACCCUCCCUGUGUUCCUUACCUGGGGAUGUACCUGACAGAUCUGGCAUUUAUAGAGGAGGGUACCCCGAAUUAUACCGAGGAUGGACUGGUCAAUUUCUCAAAGAUGAGGAUGAUUUCACAUAUAAUUCGGGAGAUUAGGCAGUUUCAGCAGACGUCCUACAAGAUAGAACAUCAGCCUAAGGUCACACAGUAUCUCUUGGACUCCUCAGGAGUGCUGGAUGAAGAGGGUCUUUAUGAAGCUUCUCUCCGUCUAGAACCCAAACUCCCCACUUGAAUUUUUGCUGCGCACCACCUGCCUGUAUCAUAUUGUACAGACCCCCCACGCCUCUCGCCAGACCCCAUUAUGCAGGGGUCACCAUGCAGGGGUAGAGAUGUCUGUGUCUCCAUCCAUCCCAAACACCCAACUGCUCCUAUGGGAUGCCCCACAAUGCCCCCACACCCAGUUUUCCCCAAAGACACCCCUAGAAAGAGUGCACAGGGUGGAGACUGAGAUACCUCUCACCAGGAGCACUAUCCUAACGCACACCAGGCUGUGCUGGCAAUGACUGAAGAGUUGCCGCUGCCUCCUAUUGACUGUAAAUGUAAGAACUAAGCAGCAGCUCCCCAUUACACCAGCGGUCACCUCCUCCACCACCAUGCGAGUACGGAGAGGUCCAUGUUUCUGUGUAUGUUUCAGGGAGAGGUUUAAAGAGCGAACUAUAUAUCAGAGGAGGUUAUAAUAGUGAACUAUAAAGCAGAAGAGGUUAAUUUAUAACACUCCACGUAUUUUAAUGUAGGGAACAAAAAAGUGAUACUAUCCUACACCUGGAGAAAAGGGCACAUUCAUAACAUCAAUGUAAGGGAGUACAGCUCUAGAAAACAGAACCAGUCCCAUGAAAUGAUCAGCCUCUGAUGUCCAGAAUGGCAGUGUCCAGCACACUUUGCAAAUUGUGGACUCUACUUCAGCUUUGUCUGUGUAGUAAUAUGUGUCCAUGGCUGCAAAAGGAACUAAACAAAAAAAUGCACAAAUUAUAUAUUUAUGUAAGAAAUCCAAUAGCCUGAAGCUAAAUAGCUGAUACAUUAUAUAGUGUAAUGACUGCUAUUAAGGCUGGGUAUUAACUGCUUUAUUGCAAAAGUGCCAUCGCAACACAGGGAGUAACUGCAGUUGGAUCAUGGGGACUGUUGCAUAUGGAACAAGUCCAGCAGUAAGGCAUAGGUUGAUGUUGCUAUUGUAGGCUGGAUUGGGGAGAACGUCCACAAUCUGGCCACAUGAAUGAGUUAUGCAGGGGGAGGUUCAGCGGUGGGUUUGGAGAAAAAUUUGCAGCUACAUUUUGGUUUAUUUUUUGUACUAUAAAGUGUUUCCUGAUUACCUCUCGCUAAUAAAUCUUUUAUCUCAGGGUUACCACCAA
Pseudophryne corroboree (corroboree frog) is the source of this 5126-nucleotide messenger RNA. It is a transcript of the gene RASGRF1, whose product is annotated as Ras protein specific guanine nucleotide releasing factor 1. Gene Ontology annotation, biological process: positive regulation of GTPase activity; Ras protein signal transduction. The coding region runs from base 278 to 4012 and encodes 1244 amino acids. The transcript is spliced from 27 exons. The record is from RefSeq and is a predicted model, not a curated record. NCBI's taxonomy places the organism in Eukaryota, Metazoa, Chordata, Amphibia, Anura, Myobatrachidae. Gene Ontology annotation, molecular function: guanyl-nucleotide exchange factor activity; protein binding. Gene Ontology annotation, cellular component: plasma membrane.